AUGCCUGUCGAAGUGGAUCACGCUGGUGAAAACAAUGAAAUUGGAGUUAAAAGGGAUAAUUAUAAAGCAGAGAAUAAAGAAUCAGCAGAAAAUAAAAGACUUAAAAGAUUCACUGAUAACGAUGCCCUAAACCAUGUCUGUGCGAUAUGGAUAAAGAAGGGAUUGAAGUUGAAAGAAGCGAAAGAUCUUCAGUGA
Dentiscutata heterogama is the source of this 195-nucleotide messenger RNA. The record is from the annotation of a GenBank genome assembly. Lineage: Eukaryota; Fungi; Glomeromycota; Glomeromycetes; Diversisporales; Gigasporaceae.